Molecule: messenger RNA, 852 nt
Organism: Phytophthora infestans T30-4
Lineage: Eukaryota; Oomycota; Peronosporomycetes; Peronosporales; Peronosporaceae
Exons: 1
Coding region: 38-820 (260 amino acids)
Biological process (GO): vesicle-mediated transport
Cellular component (GO): membrane
Source: RefSeq, a predicted model, not a curated record
CCACAAGCCACAGAAGAUCGUUUCUGCUGCCACCAUGAUGGACCAACUGAAGGAGCAGAGCAAGAAGGCGAGCGACAAGCUGGAGGACUUUGCCAAGAAGACGCAACAGGAGAUCGAGAGAACCAGCAAGAAGGCGCAAGAAAGCAUCGACAAAGCCACCAAACAGACCAAAGACAGCAUCAACCGGACCACCAAGCAGAGCAAGGAGCACUCGGAGAGCAGCAGCCUGCUGGACUCGGCCAAGGAGGCCUUCCAUAUCGACAUUAAGCAGGACAAGAAGGACAAGAAAAAGGCCAAGCCGCGUCGUAAGGACUCGAGCGACUCGGACACCGACGAGGAGGAUGGGCUGCUGGACGAUAUCGGCGACGAGUUCGACGAGCUUACGCUCAACCAACGCGCGCUGGGAGCUAUUGGCUGCUACGUGCUCAGCGGACUCUUUACUUUUGCCGCCACGGUGAUGCUGUUCACGGGCGUGCACCACGUGCGCUUCUACGCGCUCUUCUACUCGCUGAGCAACAUGGCCACCUUCUCCAGCCUCAUUUUCAUCAUGGGCCAGGAGCGUCUCAAGAAGCGUAUGCUGUCGCGUAAGCGCAGUGUGACGGGUCGUGCCUGGAUGGGUUCACUGGCACUUACGGUGAUUGUGGCGUUCUUGUGGCCGUCGCACUGGUUCAUCGUCAUCCUGCUGCUGCUCGUGCAGUUCGGGAGCAUGAUCUGGUACAGCCUGUCGUACAUCCCGUUCGGUCGCAAGUUCCUGCACAAAUACAUGGCCAAGAGAGUUAUUCUCGUGGACGCCUUGGACGGCAAGAUCGACGGCAAGUAAGCGGGGUUAACAGUGUGGUAUCCUGCAAUUAU